CGAGACUAGAUAGACAGGGAAUAAGUCUGUGAUUUCAUGAGCAAACGAAAGUCAAAGGAGCUUUGUCUCCCGGUAGGAGAAUGCAUCUCAAAGGUUCAUGGAAUUUUAAGGCAAAGGCUUUUUCAGCAUCACGGCAAACCGUUUGGAGUAGAUUCUCAGCACAAGCAUUUGGUUGAACUCCUGAAAAGAACCGUGAUUCAUGGUGAAAGUAACUCGGCCCUGAUUAUUGGCCCUAGGGGAUCAGGAAAGAGCAUGUUGCUAAAAGGAGCUUUAGAAGACAUAUUUGGAAUGAAGCAGAUGAAGGAGACUGCACUGCAAGUUAAUCUAAAUGGUCUGUUACAAACUACUGAUAAGAUUGCUCUCAAAGAGAUUACCAGACAGCUACAUUUAGAAAAUGUCGUUGGGGACAGAGUUUUUGGAAGUUUUGCUGAAAACUUGUCUUUCCUUCUUGAAGCAUUAAAAACAGGUGAUCGGAAAAGUAGCUGUCCAGUGCUGUUUGUUUUGGAUGAAUUUGACUUAUUUGCCCAUCACAAGAAUCAGACUCUGCUUUAUAAUCUUUUCGAUAUUGCUCAGUCGGCCCAAACACCUGUUGCAGUAAUUGGACUAACAUGCCGCCUGGACGUUAUGGAACUUCUAGAGAAAAGGGUGAAAUCUCGGUUCUCCCACAGACAGAUCCAUCUGCUCAAUUCCUUCAGCUUCUCCCAGUACCUGCAAAUAUUUCAAGAGAAACUUUCUCUGCCUGCGUCUUUCCCAGACUCCCAGUUUGCUGAGAAAUGGAACGAGAGCAUUAAGAGUCUUGUAGAAAGUAAGCUGGUGGAAGAUGUUCUUCAAAAACAGUACAAUGCCAGCAAAGAUGUGCGCUCCUUACAUAUGCUCAUGCUCCUGGCUGUCUGCCGUGUCAAUGUGUCUCACCCCCAUAUAACUGCCGCGGAUUUCUUGGAAGUCUUUCGCCUCCGAAACCAGGACUCAAAAGCAAAUAUACUGCACGGUGUGUCUGUUCUAGAGCUCUGUCUAAUCAUUGCCAUGAAGCACUUACAGGACAUUUAUGAUGGGGAACCGUUUAAUUUCCAGAUGGUGCACAAUGAAUUCCAGAAGUUUAUUCAGAGGAAAGCUCACUCUGUCUAUAACUUUGAAAAGGCCGUAGUAAUAAAGGCGUUUGAGCACUUGCACCAGUUGGAGCUGAUCAAGCCCAUGGAAGGUCUGUCCGUGCGCACGCAGAAAGAAUACCGACUCAUGAAGCUCCUCCUGGAUAACACUCAGAUUGUAGAAGCACUUCAGAAGUACCCCAACUGCCCUACAGAUGUGAAGCAGUGGGCAAUGUCCUCACUCAGCUGAGGGGGAAGGAUCUGGGCAAUUUCGUUCAGAUAUAUAGAUACACAAUUGUUUUUUUGUACUUUAUAAUAAAAUAUUUCAAGUUCAA
Messenger RNA from Xenopus laevis (African clawed frog), 1420 nucleotides. RefSeq names its product origin recognition complex subunit 4 L homeolog (gene orc4.L). Lineage: Eukaryota; Metazoa; Chordata; Amphibia; Anura; Pipidae. Gene Ontology annotation, biological process: DNA replication initiation; DNA replication. Gene Ontology annotation, molecular function: DNA replication origin binding; DNA binding. The record is from RefSeq and is marked provisional. Gene Ontology annotation, cellular component: origin recognition complex; nucleus; nuclear origin of replication recognition complex.